This is a messenger RNA of Sorghum bicolor (sorghum), 633 nucleotides long. RefSeq names its product early nodulin-75. Gene Ontology annotation, cellular component: apoplast. The transcript has a single exon. NCBI's taxonomy places the organism in Eukaryota, Viridiplantae, Streptophyta, Magnoliopsida, Poales, Poaceae. The record is from RefSeq and is a predicted model, not a curated record. Gene Ontology annotation, molecular function: receptor serine/threonine kinase binding. Bases 1 to 633 code for a protein of 210 amino acids. Gene Ontology annotation, biological process: xylem development.
AUGACUUUCCACAUGGGUGCCAGCGUCCACCGCCGCCAUUGUUUCGUAACCUUAAUCCUCGCUACCGCCGUAGGCCUAAUGCUUUUUACGGUGGUGACAUCGGCGAGAGAUGCUCCCGGUGGCCAGGGUGCUGUGCACAACCGUUCACCGCUGCCCUACAACAUCGUCAAGCACGAAGUUCCUAGUGGUAAUAACCCGGUGUCGAACCGUUCACCGCCACCCUACGAUAUCAUCAAGCAUGAAGUUCCAAGUGGGCAGAAUCCGGUGUCAAACCGCUCACCACCGCCUUACGACAUCAUCAAAGUUCCAAGCGGGCAGAACCCGGUGUCAAAUCGCUCACCACCGUCUUACGACAUCAUCAAGCAUGAAGUUCCAAGUGGCCAGAACCCGGUGUCAAACCGCUCACCAUUGUCUUACGACAUCAUCAAGCAUGAAGUUCCAAGCGGGCAGAACCCGGUGUCAAACCGCUCACCACCGCCUUACGACAUCAUCAAGCAUGAAGUCCCUAGCGAUCAGAAUCCGGUGUCGAACCGCUCACCACCACCCUACGAUAUCAUCAAACAUGAAGUUCCAAGUGGCCAGAAUACAGUGUCGAACCGUUCACCGCCGCUCUACAAUAUCAUCAAGCAUUAA